UAGAACUAGGAGAUAGGGGAAGUUGUCUGACAAUAAUUAGCCAGCAGAAAUACUUUUUAGGUCACGAGAAAAUAGAUAUGAAGUUCUUAAAUAGGUGUGGUGUAUAGGUUUAGUAUAAGUUACCUUUAAAUAUCCUACACUUCCCACAGGAUAUAAAAAAAACUCGAAGUCGCCUUCUAAGCUUGGGAAAGUGGUGCCUUCUACUAUACAGCCAUACUCAUCUCCUCGUCACCAUGCCGUUCCCCUUCGGGAAGUCUCAGAAGAACCCUGCGGAGAUUGUGAAGAGUCUGAAGGAGAACGUAGCUUACUUGGAAAAGCUGGAUGCGGCAGAAAGCAAAAAAUGUGAAAAGGUUGCAGAGGAGGUGUCUAAGAACCUAUCAUCUCUGAAAGAGGUGCUGUGUGGUUCAGGGGACAAGGAGCCCCAAACGGAGGCUGUGGCCCAACUGGCCCAGGAGCUGUACAACACCAACCUCCUCAUUGCUCUCAUCGCAAACCUGCAGAGGAUUGAUUUUGAGGGAAAGAAGGAUGUGGUGCAUCUGUUCAGCAACAUUGUGCGGCGCCAGAUUGGCACCCGUACGCCCACGGUUGAGUAUAUCUCCUCACACCCACAGAUCCUCUUCAUGCUGCUGAAAGGGUACGAGAGUGCGGAGGUGGCUCUGAACUGUGGGGUGAUGUUAAGGGAGAGCCUGCGUCAUGAGCCCCUGGCCCGCACAAUUCUCUUCUCGGAGGACUUCUACUGCUUCUUCCGCUAUGUAGAGUUCUCCACCUUCGACAUCGCCUCAGACGCUUUCGCUUCGUUCAAGGAUCUUCUCACGAGACACAAGAUUAUGUGCGCAGAUUUUCUGGAGACCAAUUAUGACCAGGUGUUUACAGAAUAUGAGAAGCUACUGCAUUCCGAGAAUUAUGUCACCAAACGGCAGUCCCUAAAGCUCCUGGGAGAGCUUCUUCUGGACAGACACAACUUCACUGUGAUGACCAAGUACAUCAGCCGGGCUGAGAACUUGAAGCUGAUGAUGAACAUGCUGAGAGACAACAGCCGCAACAUCCAGUUUGAGGCCUUCCAUGUCUUCAAGGUGUUUGUGGCCAACCCCAACAAGACCCAGCCGGUGCUGGACAUCCUGCUGAAGAAUCAGGCCAAGCUGGUGGACUUCCUGAGCCGCUUCCAGAGAGACCGCUCCGAGGACGAGCAGUUCUGCGAUGAGAAGAUUUACCUGAUCAAGCAGAUUCGUGACCUGAAGAGGCCCACAGCACCAGAGGAGGCAUGAGGGAGACAGGCAGGGGGACAGCACCAGAGGAGGAAUGAGGGGACAGGCAGGGGGACAGCACCAGAGGAGGAAUGAGGGGACAGGCAGGGGGACAGCACCAGAGGAGGAAUGAGGGGACAGGCAGGGAGACAGCACCAGAGGAGGCAUGAGGGAGACAGCACCAGAGGAGGCAUGAGGGAGACAGCACCAGAGGAGGCAUGAGGGAGACAGCACCAGAGGAGGCAUGAGGGAGACAGCACCAGAGGAGGCAUGAGGGAGAUAGCACCAGAGGAGGCAUGAGAGGACAGGCAGGGGGACAGCGCCAAAGCACAGGUAGUGGUGAUGCUAGUGAUUUUGGUUGGGGCCUUCAGAAUUCAGAGAGAGAAUGAUAGUGAGAGAAGCAUACUUAACUAGAUUCCAUUACUCUGCCCUUCUCUUAACUUCAAACAUAGGAACAAUAUACUGUACAAAGUCGUCCCCCCCCCCCCCCCCCCCUCAAAAUCAUGGAGGUGAUUUUGAGGCACACGCGACAAGAGUGACCAGAGAACUGUUAGUUAAACCAUAGAUCUAUUUCAGCCAGUAAGUAUAUGAAAUCAAUGCACUUAGUCAGAUGAUGGUAUAUUGAACAUUAAACACACCAUUAGCCUCUUUAAUAAGCACAGUAGCACACCUGAGCCAUUUCCUGGGAAAUCAGGAUAAGUGGUCCACAAAACAGAAUACACUCUCCCCGACAGACUCCCCAAACCUUACAAGAACUUUGAAAUGGAUUUGUAAGCUUUUAAAGACAGAUGUCCUAUAUGAUAUUUUAGGGAUUAGAAUAUAAAAAUAAAGAUUAUUUUGCUGGGGUUAUUCAGUUAACAUAUAUUUUGUAGUGGUCUUGUUUCUGACACCAUACUUAACUAAUUCCAUAAUGUGUUGGUUUAUUGCUUAGCUUUGGAUAGACUCUUGGGUCAGAGUAGGUCAUUGUAAUCUUUAGUUGAUAACACGGUAAUUAUCUUCAGUCCAUCUCCUAAUGACAAACAGUGACAAUGGAAGGCUCAAAGACGUGAGUUCGUAGCAACUGUUGUCCUAAUAGGAGCCAUCCAUCAGAGAUGACAGUAAAAAAACUAUAUGAAAACAUGAAUCAAUGAUAUGAUAGUAGGGCCCAGGCUAGUGGACUAUAAUAUAACCUACAGAUGGUUUUAGUAGGGGCCAGGCUAGUGGACUAUAAUGGACCUACAGAUGGUUUUAGUAGGGGCCAGGCUAGUGGACUAUAAUGGACCUACAGAUGGUUUUAGUAGGGGCCAGGCUAGUGGACUAUAAUGGACCUACAGAUGGUUUUAGUAGGGGCCAGGCUAGUGGACUAUAAUGGACCUACAGAUGGUUUUAGUAGGGGCCAGGCUAGUGGACUAUAAUGGACCUACAGAUGGUUUUAGUAGGGGCCAGGCUAGUGGACUAUAAUGGACCUACAGAUGGUUUUAGUAGGGGCUAGGCUAGUGGACUAUAAUGGACCUACAGAUGGUUUUAGUAAGGGCCAGGCUAGUGGACUAUAAUGGACCUACAGAUGGUUUUAGUAAGGGCCAGGCUAGGCUGCAGGGUGAUCCAUUCUUUAGUCUGAUUGAUCCCAAUGAUGGCACUCUUUUCUUUCUCCUGGCACGGACGCUUGCUAGUUUUCAUGUGCAGUUAGGAACUGGUGUAAGUUAGGAAGGUGUUUUUUAUUUUAGAAAUGUUCACUAACUAAUAUUAAGAUGAGAUGUACCCUCCAACAAUAUUACCAACACAUAGUAUCUAUGGGACGAGUAAUACAAUACGAAAGUAACACUGUACUGUCUAAGAGGAGCCGAAUCCUCCCAGUCCUGAUACUCUAGUAAACAUGGGCUUACUGUGAGCUGCAUGCUGCUUCUCAGGGCUUCUCUCAGGCAGCCAGACGCACUGGUCAAGAAUCCACAGAAUGCACAUAAUGAUCGGCACCGUCAAAUUUAAAUGAGCCAAUUCGGAUGAAGUAUGUUGUAUCAAUUGCACCUAAUUGGCCACUCCUCAAUUCUCUACUCAAGCUUAGGACCUAUCAAUACCUCAAUCAAUAAUUACGUUGUAUGUUGUCCAGAUGAACUACAAAAUGGGAUUCUCAUCUAAUAACAGCAUUUUGCCUUACCUAGUGUCACUUAAAUUGCAUAAUAACAGAUUACAAAAAAAUAUGGUGUCUGCACAAUUUUCUAGUAUAUACCUCAUUGAGUUCAUAAGGGCUGUUUUCUCUACUUGACAAUAUAUUUUGGACAAAGAGCAGUGGUUUGUAUUAUACAUGAUAAAUAUGUCAAUGGUUUUAUUUUAACUUCAACAGGGAGUGGGACCUGGUUUUCUUUAAGGGGAAAACCAGAAUCUUCAACUAAAUGUAUUAGUUGGGUGCCUCAAAUUUCAAUUCAUAUUGAAUAAGAGGACACAAGUAUGAAUGUUGUCUUACUUUCAGAAUUGCAAUUUGAUUGGGAAGACCAUGUAUGUGGAGGUAUAGACCUCACCAAUCUUCUUAAUCAAAGGUAGUAUAAGGGGCAGUGCUUGACUUGACUGAGAUGGGUGCCCGUACUCAUUUUGGGUGCUGGUUCUGUUUACAUUUAGAUGCAGGAGCUCCUCAAUACUUUCGAGCUAAUAUUCUAUAAGAGGAACAGGAGCUCAAGCAGUAAAAAACUUGAGGUGCUGUUACUCUGCUCCGGUGAGCUCCUGCCCAAGUCGAGCACUGAUGAGGGGGGUAAAUAAUGUAUUUCAAAUCCCAAAAAACACCAACUUCACAGGCCCAGAUUAAAUUAUUAACUGCAAAUGUGAUUUAUUGAAUAUAGAUAAACCUUGAAUGGAAUACAUAUGAACUAUUCCAGGACUUUUUACCAAAAGUGCAAUUUAGUCCAGUAGUACUGUAGGCUUAAUCCUGUUAACUGUAAUCAGCCCACAGUCUGUUAUUUAUAAGAAUUUCAGAGCACCUGUUUUGUGGUAGACCAAGCAUUAAUCAAUGUUUGAUCAAAACUUUAAACUGAAUAAUUUAUUGGAGGAAACCAAAUAUAAAGCAAACAUUUCUGAUAAUUUUCAGACUUGUGGUUGUUUGGCUAGUAUAAUAACUCAAUGACAACAUACAAACAUUAUCAAGAUUUGUCAAGGCUAAAUUAUUUUUGGGUGAUUCAGAAUUUGAACUGUAAAAUGUAUGUUGUACUUUACCUUUUUCACUGUGUUGCCUUCCUAUUUUCCAAUUUUUUUGUGUCUGAUUAUUUUCUUUAUUUACUGUGGGAGAGGAUGAAAUGUGUACAUAGCUUUAUUUUAAAAGGUUAUAGUGUGGAAGCAUAUAUAAAAAUAAAAUGAUGACAUCUUUGUUUGUUUUUAUUACA
Salvelinus namaycush (lake trout) is the source of this 4588-nucleotide messenger RNA. It is a transcript of the gene cab39l1, whose product is annotated as calcium binding protein 39, like 1. Bases 234 to 1265 code for a protein of 343 amino acids. The record is from RefSeq and is a predicted model, not a curated record. Gene Ontology annotation, biological process: intracellular signal transduction. Gene Ontology annotation, molecular function: protein serine/threonine kinase activator activity. NCBI's taxonomy places the organism in Eukaryota, Metazoa, Chordata, Actinopteri, Salmoniformes, Salmonidae. The transcript has 8 exons.